AUGUCCGGCGCCGAGGAGGCCGGCGGGGGCGGCCCGGCCGCGGGGCCUGCCGGUGCCGUGCCGGCCGGGGUCGGGGCCGGGGCCGGGGUCGGGGCCGGGGCCGGAGCGUCUGCGGGGCCGGCGGCGGCGCUGGGCGAGGCGGCGGGGCCCGGGAUCCCAGACGAGGCGGGCCUGGCCGGCGCACGGCAGCUGCAGGAGGUGGCGGGCGACUCCGAUGCGCCGCCCAAGAAGCGGUUACGGGCGGCCGAGACGGCCGAGGCGGCGGCGGCGGCGGCGGCGGGCAGCGGGAAGCUGGAGGAGCGGCUCUACUCGGUUCUGUGCUGCACGGUCUGCCUGGACCUGCCCAAGGCCUCCGUGUACCAGUGUACUAAUGGUCACUUGAUGUGCGCUGGCUGUUUUAUCCACCUACUAGCAGAUGCCCGGCUGAAGGAGGAGCAAGCCACGUGCCCCAACUGUCGUUGCGAGAUCAGUAAGAGCCUCUGCUGCCGCAACCUGGCCGUGGAGAAGGCUGUGAGCGAGCUGCCCUCUGAGUGUGGCUUCUGCCUGUGCCAGUUCCCCCGCUCCCUCCUGGAGAGGCACCAGAAAGAGGAGUGCCAGGACAGGGUGACACAGUGCAAGUACAAGCGUAUCGGCUGCCCAUGGCACGGCCCUUACCACGAGCUGACAGUGCACGAGGCCGCAUGCGCCCACCCAACCAAGACGGGCAAUGAGCUGAUGGAGAUCCUGGACGAGAUGGACCAGAGCCACCGCAAGGAGAUGCAGCUCUACAACAGCAUCUUCAGCCUGCUCAGCUUCGAGAAGAUCGGCUACACAGAGGUCCAGUUCCGGCCGUACCGCACGGACGACUUCAUCACGCGCCUGUACUAUGAGACGCCGCGGUUCACGGUGCUGAACCAGACGUGGGUCCUGAAGGCGCGCGUGAACGACUCAGAGCGCAACCCCAACCUGUCGUGCAAGCGCACGCUGUCCUUCCAGCUCCUCCUCAAGAGCAAGGUAACGGCACCCCUGGAGUGCUCUUUCCUGCUGCUCAAGGGCCCGUACGACGACGUGAAGAUCAGCCCUGUCAUCUACCACUUCGUCUUCACCAACGAGAGCAACGAGACGGACUACGUGCCGCUGCCCAUUGUCGACUCCGUGGAGUGCAACAAGCUGCUGGCCGCCAAGAACAUCAACCUGCGGCUCUUCCUGUUCCAGAUUCAGAAGUAGGCAGCCCCGUGGUGCUGCCCACACCUGCCCGGCAGCGGCUUCACGGCGCCAUCGCCCAUCUCAGCCAAGAAGGAGGAGGAACAGAAGCGAACACUGGGACGUCUGCAUGCGUGUGCGAAGGUGGGAGCGCCCCCCUCGCCCUCUGCCCCACCUCCCCUGUCCUGGGCGCUGGAGGCCGGGCCACCGCAGAGGAGACGCUCGCUGCUCGGGGACCCAAGGGGCGCGGCGCAGCACGGCAGCCUGGCCCCGGCCCCUACCGUGCAGCGGGCCACAUGCCUGCUCUGGGCCACACACGGGGCUGCGCAUGGCCCCUGGGCCAGGCUCGGGGGCGCUGACCUCAGACGGCAUAUUUGAUUGCAAUUAAAAAGGCACCCUUGUUUCCUACUUUCUGUUUUGUUCGAGGGGAAGGCGUGGCUGUAAUUGGACAGAAUGGGGUCUUCAGUUUGGCCAAGGGUCAGAGCCCGCCCAUCCCUGUGACUGCACCUUCACGUGCCCCGCCCCAGGAGAGACUUGGAGUCGCUGCCCCCUCUGUCACAGGCCUGGGCAGGGGAACGGGCGGGGGCGGGGCUCUCACUAGCUCCAGCACAUCCCACCCCCCAGCCGCUCCAGGGAGGCAGGACUUGGCCACCAGGGCUCAGCAGGCUUUUCGGAAUGCAGGGUGAUUUUCUGUCU
Messenger RNA from Physeter macrocephalus (sperm whale), 1878 nucleotides. It is a transcript of the gene ZFTRAF1, whose product is annotated as zinc finger TRAF-type containing 1. The transcript has 4 exons. Lineage: Eukaryota; Metazoa; Chordata; Mammalia; Artiodactyla; Physeteridae. The record is from RefSeq and is a predicted model, not a curated record. Bases 1 to 1206 code for a protein of 401 amino acids. Gene Ontology annotation, molecular function: zinc ion binding. Gene Ontology annotation, cellular component: nucleus.